Molecule: messenger RNA, 996 nt
Organism: Tauraco erythrolophus (red-crested turaco)
Lineage: Eukaryota; Metazoa; Chordata; Aves; Musophagiformes; Musophagidae
Source: RefSeq, a predicted model, not a curated record
AAUGAAAAUGCCCUUGUGAAAAUACAGGAGUUAGGAGUCGAGCUUGCAAAGAUCAGGGAUGAAGUUGCCCUCAACACAGCGAGACAGAAGAAACUAGAGAGCGAGAAGGAGGAGCUGGAGAAGCGCUUUGAGGAGGAGGUGAAGCAGCUUCGCGGGCAGAAGCAGGAGGAGCUGCAGGCGCUGGAGCAGCAGCUGCAGGAGGUGUACAACGCCGAGAGGGAGACCCUGCAGGAGCAGCACAGCCUGCAGCUGGAGCAAGUCAAGUUGCAGCAUCAGGAUCAGGUGGAAGAUAUCACAGCUGCACACGAAGCUGCAAUAUUACAGUUGGAAAAUAACCACAUAGUCACCAUUACAGUACUGCAGGAUGAGAAUGACUGCAAGAUUCAAGAACUGAAUAGCACUCACCAACUGGAAAAGGCACAAUUAGAAGAGGAUUUUGAAAAACUGCGGCUGUCACUCCAGGACCAGAUAGACACCCUCAUCUUCCAGAACCAAUCUCUUAAGGCCAAAGCAGACCGAUUUGAAGAAGCUCUGAAGAAAACCACUGAGGAACAACUGAAGAUUGUACAAGCUCCAUAUCUGCACUUAGAAGAAGAUCUGAGGAGCUUAAAACAUGUUCUGGAAAUGAAGAACCAUCAGAUUCACCAACAGGAGAAGAUGAUUAUGGAGCUAGAAAGACAGGCUGAAAAAAAUUUAAUACUGGAAGAAAAAAUCACUGUGCUGCAACAGCAGAACGAAGAACUCCGAGCCAGGAUUGAGCAAAACACUGUCAUAACAAGGCAAUUGUCAGAGGAGAACGCUAAUCUUCAAGAAUAUGUCGAGAAAGAAGUGGAGGAGAAGAAGAAGCUGAGCAGGACUAACGAAGAGCUCCUUUGGAAGCUGCAGGAGGGAGAUGCUGUGAGCCCCGUGAAACUCCCACCUGCAUCAACCACUUCUUUUUAUCGCUGCUCAUCAGGGGACGCCUCUCCAGCAAAAGUCAGAACCUUGAGGCGAUGA